AUGGGAAUUUUCUCAUACUACAAAGAAGAAGCACAAGAACCACUCAUAAAAUCUAUAGAGAAAGCCCAAGAUAAUUCAUCUUCUUCUUCUCCAAAAGAAGAAGAAGAAAAGAAUAAGUUGAUAAUACCAAACAAAGCCAAUGGACUUGACAUGGAAAAUUAUACAUGGGGUCAAUCACUUGAAGAAGUUACCAUAAAUAUCAAAUUACCACGUGGUGAAAGUGAAAAUUAUUUUACUGUAGCAAUUGAGAAUAGUAAUUCUCUCAAAGUUGGACGACAUCUUCAACCAUUUAUAAUAGAUGGUCAACUUUUCAAGGAAAUUAAAGCUGAUAAAUGGAGUUGGUAUUUUUCUAGUAAAGAAGAAAUUUGUAUUAUUCUUCCUAAGAAAAAUAAGAAUUGGUGGAAAAGUUUGUUGAAAGGUGGUCCAGAAAUUGACACACAAAAUUUUGAGGAUAAAUGGAGGAUUUUGACAGGAAAACUAUGGCAGCCGUGGAAAAGAUGUAUUUUUGGCUAG
Messenger RNA from Nicotiana tabacum (common tobacco), 513 nucleotides. Its product is annotated as protein BOBBER 1-like. The record is from RefSeq and is a predicted model, not a curated record. Gene Ontology annotation, cellular component: cytoplasm. NCBI's taxonomy places the organism in Eukaryota, Viridiplantae, Streptophyta, Magnoliopsida, Solanales, Solanaceae. Gene Ontology annotation, biological process: protein folding.